Molecule: messenger RNA, 3258 nt
Organism: Malaya genurostris
Lineage: Eukaryota; Metazoa; Arthropoda; Insecta; Diptera; Culicidae
Product: zinc finger TRAF-type-containing protein 1 homolog
Exons: 6
Coding region: 500-1843 (447 amino acids)
Cellular component (GO): nucleus
Source: RefSeq, a predicted model, not a curated record
UAGUUACAAAUUGUCACUUUGAUGAUCAAGACGUGCUUGUGGGUUGUUCCUGAAAUUACAGAGCUCUGCACCCAGAAAUCAGAAUAAUUAAAGCUAUUUUAGUUAGUUGUGUUCUUACUGCACUGCUCAUGAACCACAACCGAAAACAGUUGACUCAUCUCGAGUAAUUCUGAACGUGUGAAGAGAUUUUCGUUAUCAAGCGAAUAGUGUUUAUUUUUGGGGUGUUUCCCUGCGGAAGAUUGUGCCAAGCAGCAUAGGCUUGGGGGGCUGAUUUUUCUUUGUUGUUCUGCUAUCGAGUGGUAAAAGCUGCCUUUACAUUCUACCAUCGCAGUAAGCUCUGUAGGCGCUGCAGAGAAUUUUCUACACAGGACACGGUUGACAUUUUAAUUUUUUUUUCUUGUGCUGAAGAAGUGAAUCGUAUAUUUUGUAAACUCUAAGGACUUUUACACGAUUCGAGCGUGUAUGAAAUUGUGAGCAGUUUAACCAUCCGCAAAACAAUAUGGCAGACAGUUUAGUGGAAACGCCAGCUUCCAGCUCCAGUCAUUUGAUUAGCAUUGGAGGAAUGAAUCAGCUUCCUGCCGAUUUGCAGUCGGGCUCGACGUCCGGAUCUUCAUCCAUGCCCUCGUCAUCGACCUCAUCCGUGGUUGCUUCCUCAUCGUCUUCAUCAUCAUCCGGUUCGGUUGGUCAGGCCUCGGCAUUAUUGAUUUCUGUGGCUACCCAGCUUAGCCAUGGUCUGGAUUUGAGUGAGCAAAUUAUGACCACCAACCAGGAGUUAAAUCUCAGCCUGGGCAAUGCCGCGAACAGUGCUGGCCAAGCCGAAAAUAAAGAGAACCUAAAAUCUGCCCGUUCGGCCGAGUGUCCGGGUGAUGAUGAACCGGAAGCCAAACGCAAGAAAAUCGAUAAACCUGCAACCAAAAUGAUUGAAAAGUUGGAGGCCCGUCUUGGUGGCAUUCUUUGCUGCGCCGUCUGUCUGGACCUACCCAGAACUGCGAUGUACCAGUGUACCAUGGGCCAUCUGAUGUGCGCUGGAUGCUUCACUCAUCUGUUGGCCGACGGUCGGCUUCGUGAUCAAAAUGCGACCUGUCCUAAUUGUCGCACAGAGAUCAGCAAAAAUAACUCUUCUCGUAAUUUGGCAGUCGAAAAGGCUGUUUCGGAGUUGCCCAGCGAGUGUCAGUACUGUGGCAAUGAGUUCCCGAACAAAUCGAUCGAAUAUCAUGAGUGCAAUGAGUGCGAGGAGCGCCCGACGGAUUGCAGCUUCGCCCGGAUCGGUUGUCAAUGGCGUGGACCGACUCACGAAGUUCCGUCACAUGAGGCUAACUGUGUGCAUCCGAAUAAGUCUGGCGCCGAAGUGAUGGUCGCUCUGCAGGCUCAUGAUGAACGUGCCGCCGAGGAGAAGAAACUUUUCCUCACGUUGAUCGAUCUCUUGAGUUACGAGAAGAUAAUCUUCAAUGAUCUUCAAAUGAAACCAUACCGUACGGACGAGUACGUACACCGCUUGUAUUACGAGACAUCACGCUUCUCCGCUUUUAACCACCAGUGGGUGGUGAAGGCUAUCAUUAAUAAAAGUCAGCGUGAUCCACACCAGUCUUGUGAUCGAGACAUCACGUAUCAGUUGAUUCUGAAAUCGAAAACAACCAGCCCACUACCGAUGCACUUCUUUGUACUGCGAGGUCCAUUCUCGGAUAUUAAAGCCGAUACCCAAAUCUACAAGCAUGACUUCACCGAGACAGAAACGGAAAGUCCGUUCAAUCUGAUGCCUCUGCCGGAUACGGCGGAGUGCAAUCGGUUGCUGGCAGCGAAGGCGAUCAAUUUCAGGUUGAUCAUGUUUCUAGCAUCCAAGUAAUUUGUCGAACCGGAACUCCCGUUAAUGAUUGGUAACAUGUUGCAUCAACAUUUUAUUUUAGAUUGAAUUCUUUUAGCGCCACACGGUGAAGUGAGGUAAUAUGAAAAUUGCUUUUAAUCACGAGAGCUCGGUAGCUCACAAUAAUCUCAUAUUAUGAUUUAUAUUUAUCUACCUUCAAAAGCCAAAUUUGUUUAUCUAGGGCUAGUGAUUUUAUUUUGUUUGUGUUUUUUUUGCUAGGCGUAAUUUAAUGUACAGUUGAGCUGUACAAUGCCACUUGAAAUAUUCGUAUUUGGAAUUAUCUAAAUUUGAGGCAAAGCAUCGCACAAAAUUUCGUUGCUGAUAAAGAUAUACGCAUUUUGAAAACGUUCGGUAUGCAUCAAAUAAACUAUCACUUGUUUUGAACAAUAAAUUAGUACGACGUUACAUAUAUAUCACGCUCAGUGCAUGACACAACUUUCCAAACCAGAAGAAAAUAGUAAACGAAACAGCGAAUACGAUAGUAUAAUUAGUUUAUGAUUCCCUAUCAUUGCCAAUAGUAGAUGUCACGGAGCAUAGAAGACCUGUCUGUUGUUAACUCCAUUCGCUGUUUGAUCGUGAAACUUUCUACUAAAUAUGUUCGAAACCGGAUGCCAUUUUGUAUAAAGAAAUAUUAGGAAAGCCAUAAGCCAUAUUCAAUACACUGAACUCUAUUCGAUUCUACGCAGAGUUUCCGAUUCUGUUAGUUAAUUGCAGUUCUAGGCUUCAGACCGGGAAAACAGUAGUUUUGCUCGUAUCCAUGUUUUCGUAUUGGUAAGUUCGCUAAUCAGAUUUUGUGAUACGGACGUUCGGGAAGAGGUUGUACAGAAGCGGUUUCUUUCGGAGCGUUCGGACAAUAGAGAAAAAAAAGUAAUGCAGCAGCAAAUGUUAGCAAGAGGGAACCAUUUCUUCUAGACACUAAGAAAAACAAAAUAAAAAUAAAGAUAUAUAUUUAAAUAUAAUUAAGGCAUUAAGCCGAAAAGUGAUAUAAUAAUUCUAUCACGAGCUAUGUAUGUAUAAAAUAUGUAAUAGUGAGUAAAAUCAUUUUUCUUUACAAUGUACUCUAUAAGCAGACCCAUUGCAGAUAGCAACUGAACAAGCACCUGGCAAUAUUUCAUUUGUGCAAGUGAGUUAGAGAUUGCGAUUCACUCUGUUCUAACUCAGUCAAUAGUACUAGUAAUAGUAGUGCUUCACUAUCGGAGUAUUUUCGUCAUAUUAUGGAGAACUUAAGUGGUUUGAAGAGAUAUAAUUUUAUUAGAUGCUAAGAUAUAUUUAUAUGUCCCUAUAUAACAUAGCUUUAGAAUUCGUCAUCAGUAAGAUGGUUUUCGUCUUUAAUCUCUUUUAUUCACCCAGAUAUUGUUUUGUUUUAUUCUUGUAAUAAACUUACCCUUAUUCUCUAA